UUAUUUUCUAUUGAGGCUGCCCCACCAACGAAAAGGGUUGGUGCGCCUACGCUACGCAACCAACUUGAAAACAAACGGAAAAUCUUUUCUUUUGUUGUUAGUUCGGGAAUCAAAUUCAGAUCCAAAACCAAAAAGAUAGUAGUUGUUGUUGUUGUUGUACAAGUUAAAUGGAAUCGGGUCAGUGGUUGAUGGAGAAACGGUCGAGUUUCAGGAGCGAUUCGUUUGCUAGAGAGUACGAUACAGUCCCCGAAACCGGGUGUCUCUCCAUUAUUGUUCUUGGUGCCUCUGGUGAUCUAGCCAAGAAGAAGACUUUUCCUGCACUCUUCAAUCUCUACCGACAGGGAUUUCUACAGCCCAAUGAAGUUCACAUUUUUGGCUAUGCAAGGACUAAGAUUUCAGAUGAUGAGCUCAGAAAUCGCAUUCGAGGAUAUCUUAUUGCUGACAAAAGUUCUCCAAAUAGCCACUCGGAAGAUCUAUCAAAGUUCUUGCAACUGAUUAAAUAUGUAAGUGGUUCUUAUGAUGCUGAGGAAGGGUUUCAGCUAUUGAAUGAGGAAAUUUCAGAGCAUGAAUUCUCCAAAAACACAAAGGAAGGCUCAUCUCGGAGACUCUUUUAUCUUGCACUGCCGCCAUCAGUAUAUCCAUCUGUUUGCAAGAUGAUUGAACAAUGUUGCAUGAAUAAAUCUGAUCUUGGUGGAUGGACUCGAAUUGUUGUCGAGAAGCCUUUUGGGAAGGAUUUGAAGUCGGCGGAGCAACUCAGUUCUCAGAUUGGAGAAUUGUUUGAUGAACCACAAAUUUACCGUAUUGAUCACUACUUGGGAAAGGAAUUGGUGCAGAACUUGUUGGUUCUUCGUUUUGCCAAUCGCUUCUUCUUACCCCUUUGGAAUCGUGACAACAUCGACAAUGUACAGAUUGUCUUCAGGGAGGAUUUUGGAACCGAAGGUCGUGGUGGAUACUUUGAUGAAUAUGGAAUUAUUCGUGAUAUCAUUCAGAAUCAUCUAAUGCAGGUUCUUUGUCUCGUUGCCAUGGAAAAACCCAUCUCUCUGAAACCUGAGCACAUACGGGAUGAAAAAGUGAAGGUUCUUCAAUCAGUACUCCCAAUUAAUGAUGAAGAGGUUGUUCUUGGACAAUAUGAAGGCUAUAAGGAUGAUCCAACUGUUCCUGACAACUCGAAUACCCCAACAUUUGCAACUGUUAUUCUGCGAAUACAUAAUGAAAGAUGGGAAGGUGUCCCUUUCAUACUUAAGGCGGGAAAAGCACUAAAUUCCAGAAAGGCUGAGAUACGUGUUCAAUUUAAGGAUGUUCCUGGCGACAUAUUCAAAUGUAAGAAGCAAGGGAGAAAUGAGUUUGUAAUACGUCUACAACCUUCAGAAGCAAUGUAUAUGAAGCUUACGGUGAAGCAGCCUGGAUUGGAGAUGCACACUGCACAAAGUGAACUAGACUUGUCAUAUAGGCAACGUUAUCAAGGCGUUACUAUCCCAGAGGCUUAUGAACGUCUUAUCCUUGACACAAUAAGAGGCGAUCAGCAACAUUUUGUUCGCAGAGAUGAAUUGAAGGCGGCCUGGGAGAUUUUCACACCACUUCUGCACAAAAUUGACAAUGGUGAGAUGAAGUCCACUACAUACCAACCCGGCAGUCGAGGUCCUGUGGAAGCUGAUGAACUCUUGGCAAAUGCUGGUUAUGUCCAAACACAUGGCUAUAUAUGGAUUCCUCCAACCUUGUAGAAAUGUAGCACGCCAGUGUUGUGCAAAUAAUGUUCCGUCGGUUAUCAUAAAAGUCGGGGUUUGGAGAACCCUUGCAACAGGUCUGUUGUCUAUAAUUAUAUGGUAACCACCUGUCUCCGUUUGUAUCAAAGAUCAACCUCAUACUAUUUUUAAGUCUUGCUAUUGACUAUGUUUGAUAGAGCGGUUGUUGGAUUGAUUUUCAACACUAGUUAAAAGUUGUGAAAAAAAGUUGUAAUAAAAUUCCUGUAAUAAGUUGAGGUGUUUGGCGAAUUAAAAGUUUAGGCUAGCUUAUAAGCUGUUUAAUAAAAGUAUUAUCUUAAACUUUA
Molecule: messenger RNA, 2047 nt
Organism: Tripterygium wilfordii
Lineage: Eukaryota; Viridiplantae; Streptophyta; Magnoliopsida; Celastrales; Celastraceae
Product: glucose-6-phosphate 1-dehydrogenase 6, cytoplasmic
Exons: 16
Coding region: 168-1721 (517 amino acids)
Biological process (GO): glucose metabolic process; pentose-phosphate shunt, oxidative branch
Cellular component (GO): cytosol
Molecular function (GO): NADP binding; glucose-6-phosphate dehydrogenase activity
Source: RefSeq, a predicted model, not a curated record